Messenger RNA from Yarrowia lipolytica CLIB122, 921 nucleotides. RefSeq lists its product as uncharacterized. Lineage: Eukaryota; Fungi; Ascomycota; Dipodascomycetes; Dipodascales. The record is from RefSeq and is a predicted model, not a curated record.
AUGUCUACUACUACCACCACUACCAACCCCUUGGCAAAGACCAUCGAUAAGCUCUUCACUGCCCCCGAACAGUCUGAGGGAGUUGGUGCCCGAGUCAGACGAGCUAUCGGUACCCACGAGCUACGAAACCUCAAUCCCUUCAUCAUGUUUGACCAUUUCAAAGUGCCCUCGACUGCCGGAUUUCCUGACCAUCCCCACCGGGGCCAGGAGACCAUCACUUACGUCAUUAAAGGGUCUGUUGAUCAUGAAGACUUCACUGGAAGCAAGGGUACUCUGAGUGCCGGUGAUCUUCAGUUUAUGACAGCUGGAAGAGGUAUUGUUCAUGCCGAGAUGCCCACUGCAGGACCCAACGGCGAGACACAGGUUGUAGAGGGUAUCCAGCUUUGGGUUGACCUUCCCCAACACCUCAAGGACUGUGAGCCUCGAUAUCGGGAUUUGAAGGCUGAGGAAAUUCCUGAGGCUCACUCUGAAAAUAAGGAUCUAACUGUCAAAGUCAUCUCUGGCCAGGCCAUGGGCGUCGACUCUGUCAAGGAUCUCGCAUACACUCCUGUCUGGUACCUGGAUUACUUCACCGAAGCCAACUACAACGGCAAGCAGGUGAGCCAGACUAUGCUUGCAGGCUUCAACUCUCUUCUUUAUGUAAUGAAGGGUUCUGCUAUCGUUGAUGGUAAAGUGGUCAACGCCCACAAUGUCGCCAUACUCUCUAUCAAGGGUGACACCAUUGAUUUCACUCCUGCCCCUGACUCUCGAAUCAUCAUCAUUGGUGCCCAGAUUCUCGACCAGAAGAUUGUCCAACAUGGUCCCUUUGUCGCAACUUCGGAAGAAGGCAUCAUGAACGCCUUUAUGGACUAUCAAUAUAGCAGCAACGGCUUCGAACGAGCAGCUGCUUGGGAGUCGGAGAUUGGCAAGAGGAUGAUGUAG